Molecule: messenger RNA, 3877 nt
Organism: Jaculus jaculus (lesser Egyptian jerboa)
Lineage: Eukaryota; Metazoa; Chordata; Mammalia; Rodentia; Dipodidae
Gene: Skic2
Product: Ski2 like RNA helicase
Exons: 28
Coding region: 88-3831 (1247 amino acids)
Biological process (GO): nuclear-transcribed mRNA catabolic process, 3'-5' exonucleolytic nonsense-mediated decay
Cellular component (GO): Ski complex
Molecular function (GO): ATP binding; RNA binding; RNA helicase activity
Source: RefSeq, a predicted model, not a curated record
UCAACUUCCGCCCGUCUCGGGGCGGAGCCUACUCCGCGGCUACCAGUUGAGUUUCCGGGCUGCUCCGGCGGCCGCUGUACCUUCGGGAUGUUGGAGACUGAGCGACUUGUGCUGCCUCCCCCGGACCCCCUGGACCUGCCCCUCCGCGCCCUGGAAGUGGGAUGCACAGGACGCUGGGAACUGCUGAACGUGCCCGGGGCUCCCGAGAGCACCCUUCCCCAUGGCCUCCCUCCCUGUGCCCCGGCCCUACAGCAAGAAGCAGAGCAACUGUUCCUGUCAUGCCCAGCCUGGCUCCCUCUGCAUGCUGUAGAGCACUCGGCUCGAAAAUGGCCAAGAAAGACCGAUCCCUGGUCGCUCCUGGCUGCACCUGGGGCUCCAGUCCCAUCCGACCUUCAGGCCCAAAGACACCCAACCACAGGCCAGAUACUGGGCUACAAGGAGGUCCUGCUGGAGAACACCAGUCUGUCAGCCACCACCUCCUUGUCUCUUCGCCGGCCUCCUGGGCCAGCCUCCCAGUCUCUGUGGGGGAACCCAACACAGUACCCUUUCUGGCCAGGCGGGAUGGAUGAGCCUACCAUCACAGAUCUAAACACUCGGGAAGAGGCUGAGGAGGAGAUAGACUUUGAGAAAGAUCUUCUCACUGUCCCACCGGGCUUCAAGAAAGGCGUGGACUUUGCUCCCAAGGAUCACCCAGCUCCAGUGCCCGGGUUGCUCAGCCUCAGCCGUCUGCUGGAGCCUCUGGAUCUGGGUGGAGGUGAUGAGGACGAGAGUGAGGCUGUGGGCCAGCCAGGAGGUCCUGGAGGAGACACUGCAUCGUCCCCUCCCUCCAGUGCUCCCCUGGCUCGAGCAAGCAGCUUGGAGGACCUCGUGUUGAAGGAUGCAUCCACAGUCAUGUCUUCCCCGGAACCUCCCAAGCCUCCACCUCAGGAGCAGUGGGCCGUCCCUGUGGACGUUACCUCCCCUGUGGGUGAUUUCUACCGCCUCAUUCCGCAGCCAGCGUUCAAGUGGGCAUUUGAGCCAGACGUGUUCCAGAAACAAGCCAUCCUGCACCUGGAGCGGCAUGACUCUGUCUUUGUGGCAGCUCACACGUCGGCUGGGAAGACAGUUGUAGCUGAGUAUGCCAUUGCCCUGGCCCAGAAACACAUGACACGGACCAUCUACACUUCCCCCAUCAAGGCUCUGAGCAACCAGAAGUUCCGAGACUUCCGGAACACAUUUGGGGAUGUGGGUCUGCUCACUGGAGACGUGCAACUGCAUCCGGAGGCCUCUUGUCUCAUCAUGACAACGGAGAUCCUUCGCUCCAUGCUAUACAGUGGCUCAGAUGUCAUCCGGGACCUGGAGUGGGUGAUCUUUGACGAAGUGCACUAUAUCAACGAUGCCGAGCGUGGGGUCGUGUGGGAGGAGGUACUCAUCAUGCUCCCUGACCAUGUCUCCAUCAUCCUCCUGAGUGCCACUGUCCCCAAUGCCCUGGAGUUUGCUGACUGGAUCGGGCGGCUAAAGCGUCGGCAGAUCUUUGUGAUCAGCACUGUCUCCCGCCCAGUCCCCCUGGAGCACUAUCUUUUUACAGGGAAUAGCCCUAAGACGCAGGGGGAGCUCUUCCUGCUACUGGACUCCCGAGGGGCCUUCCACACCAAGGGAUAUUAUGCUGCUGUGGAAGCCAAGAAGGAACGGACGAGCAAACACGCACAGACCUUUGGGGCCAAGCAGCCCACACACCAGGGGGGACCUGCACAGGACCGUGGAGUGUACCUGUCCUUGCUGGCCUCCCUCCGUACCCGGGCCCAGCUGCCUGUGGUAGUGUUCACCUUCUCCCGUGGCCGCUGUGAUGAGCAGGCCUCAGGUCUCACCUCACUGGACCUCACCACCAGUUCAGAGAAGAGUGAGAUCCACCUCUUCCUGCAGCGCUGCCUCGCGCGUCUUCGAGGCUCUGACCGCCAGCUGCCCCAGGUCCUGCACAUGUCAGAGCUGCUGCGCCGGGGCCUGGGUGUGCACCACAGUGGUAUCUUGCCCAUCCUUAAGGAGAUUGUGGAGAUGUUGUUCAGCCGCGGCCUGGUCAAGGUCUUGUUUGCCACCGAGACCUUUGCCAUGGGUGUGAACAUGCCCGCACGCACAGUGGUGUUUGACUCCAUGCGCAAGCAUGAUGGCUCCACCUUCCGGGACCUGCUGCCCGGGGAGUAUGUGCAGAUGGCAGGUCGGGCAGGCCGGAGGGGCCUGGACCCCACAGGCACUGUGAUCCUGCUCUGCAAGGGCCGUGUGCCCGAGAUGGCCGAUCUGCACCGCAUGAUGAUGGGGAAGCCAUCGCAGCUGCAGUCCCAGUUCCGCCUCACCUACACCAUGAUCCUCAACCUGCUGCGGGUGGAUGCCCUCCGGGUGGAGGACAUGAUGAAGAGAAGCUUCUCUGAGUUUCCAGCCCGCAAGGACAGCAAGGCCCAUGAGGAGGCUCUGGCUGAACUUACCAAGAGACUGGAGGCUUUGGAGGAGCCCGAUAUGACGGGGCAACUGGCCGACCUGCUUGAGUAUUACAGCUGGGGAGAGGAGCUGACAGAGAUUCGGGCCGUGAUCCAGCGGCGCAUCAUGGAGUCUGUGAACGGGCUGAAGUCUCUCUCAGUGGGAAGGGUGGUGGUCGUUAAGAAUGAGGAGCACCACAAUGCACUAGGCGUGAUCCUGCAGGUCUCCUCAAACUCCACCAGCAGAGUCUUCACCACCUUGGUCUUGUGUGAUAAACCUGUAAUGGCUGGGGACCCACAGGACGGGGGGCCAGCCACUCCAGCUGUGCCCCACCCAGAUGACCUUGUGGGCUUUAAGCUGUUCUUGCCUGAAGGGCCCUGUGACCACACUGUGGCUAAGCUCCAGCCAGCAGACGUGGCUGCUGUCUCUACCAAGGUGCUCCGGGUGAGUGGGGAGAAGAUCUUGGAGGACUUCACCAGGAGGCAGCAACCAAAAUUCAGGAAGGAUCCUCCCCUUGCAGCCGUGACCACUGCUGUCCAGGAGUUGCUGCGUCUGGCUCAGGCCUACCCAGCGGGACCCCCAACACUUGACCCUGUCAAUGACCUGCAGCUCAAGGAUGUGUCAGUGGUAGAGGGUGGGCUCAGGGCCCGGAAGCUGGAGGAGCUGAUCCGGGGGGCUCAGUGUGUGCACAGUCCCCGUUUUCCUGCCCAGUACCUGAAGCUUCAGGAACGGAUGCACAUUCGGAAGGAGAUGGAGCGGCUGCGCUUCCUACUGUCGGAUCAGUCGCUUCUGCUGCUUCCCGAGUACCACCAGCGAGUAGAGGUGCUUCGGACCCUGGGUUACGUGGACGAGGCAGGCACUGUGAAGCUGGCGGGACAGGUGGCUUGUGCCAUGAGCAGCCAUGAGCUGCUCCUCACUGAGCUCAUGUUUGACAAUGCGCUGAGCACCUUACGGCCUGAGGAGAUCGCGGCCCUGCUCUCUGGCUUGGUCUGCCAGAGCCCUGGGGACCCUGGAGAUCAGCUCCCGAGUACCCUCAAGGAGGGGAUAGAACGAGUCCAGGCUGUGGCCAAGCGGAUUGGCGAGGUCCAGGUGGCUUGUGGCCUGAACCAGACAGUGGAGGAAUUUGUGGGAGAGCUGAAUUUUGGACUGGUUGAAGUUGUGUAUGAGUGGGCCCGGGGUAUGCCCUUCUCUGAGUUAGCAGGGCUCUCAGGAACCCCUGAAGGCUUGGUGGUCCGCUGCAUCCAGCGCCUGGCUGAGAUGUGUCGCUCACUGAGAGGGGCAGCCCGUCUGGUUGGGGAGCCUGUGCUGGGUGCCAAGAUGGAGACAGCGGCCACUCUGCUACGGCGGGACAUCGUCUUUGCAGCCAGCCUCUACACCCAAUGAAUGAGGUCUGGGGGAAAGUGUAACAAUAAAACAACAAAGCAGGGUA